AGAAAAAAAAAAGAUGAGCUACAACAGUGAUUAUGCAAGCCACCUUAAGCUACUUUAUGUGAUUUGAACACGCUUUUUUAGCUUUUACCUUAUAUAAGUCAAAGACGCUAAAUGCACAGAAGAUGAAGACCUAAUUAGAUUAUAGCGAUGUACAUGUAUGGUAAAUACAACUUGCGUGGUAAUUAAUGCCUUGAAGAUAGCUAAGAGGAGCUAUUCAAUGAUUCAUGGAAUUAUUGGUUGUACAUAAUUGAUAAUGAAUAAUGCCGUCCAAUCCUAAUUUAUUUUGGUUUAGCAUCGAUACUAUGGAGAAUCAAAUCCUUUGGGUUCAAUGGAGAAGGCCAUAGAAAAUGAUACGAUUCGUGGAUAUUUCAACUCAGCUCAAGCUUUAGCCGAUUUUGCAGAAAUUUUGUUACACAUAAAGAAAUCUUUAUCAGCAAAUGAUUCGCCAAUUCUUGUCGUUGGAGGUUCUUAUGGAGGAAUGUUAGCUGCGUGGUUUCGGUUAAAGUAUCCACACGUUACUAUUGGUGCUCUGGCCUCCUCAGCCCCAAUUCUUUACUUCGAUAAUAUCACUCGGCAAGAUGCAUACUAUUCCAUUGUGACUAAAGACUUCAAGGAGGCUAGUGAGAAUUGUUAUCUUACCAUAAAAAAAUCAUGGGCAGAAAUUGACAGAGUAGCAUCACGGCACAACGGCCUCACCAUUCUCAGUCGAAGAUUCAAUACUUGCUCGCAGCUCAACCAUUCAUAUGAGCUAACUCAAUUCCUGGAGGAUAUGUACGUAAGUGCAUCUCAAUAUGAUGCACCACCAGAAUAUCCAGUAUCAAUGGUGUGUAAAGGGAUUGAUAAAACUUCGUCUAAGAAAACCGAUACUCUUGGCCGUAUUUUUGCUGGCAUUGUCUCUUUUUUAGGAAAUCAGACAUGCGUGGAUACAGUUGGUCACUACACGAAAACUGCAUUAGACUCUCAACUUGGAUAUGCAUGGCAAAGUUGUAGUGAAAUGGUGAUGCCAAUUGGGGGUGGUGCAAACGAUUAUCUAUUUCCAGUUGCACCUUUUGAUAUAAACGAAUAUAACGAAUAUUGUAAGAGCCAAUAUGGUGUUUCACCACGGCCCCAUUGGAUUACAACUUACUACGGAGGCCAAGGCAUCAAGUUUGUCCUAAAUAGAUUUGGGAGCAAUAUAAUUUUCUCCAACGGCCGCAGAGAUCCAUGGAGUGGUGGAGGGGUGCUUGAAGAUUUGUCUGAAAGUUUGGUUGCUAUAACAACUCAAAACGGUUCACAUUGCCUAGACCUACAGCCAGCAACAAAAGAGGAUCCAGAGUGGCUGAUAGCACAAAGAAAAAAAGAACUCGAAAUUAUGAAUGGGUGGCUUAAAACAUAUUAUUGUGAUCUUCAGCACGCCUAACAGGUUGUUCAAGGAGUUGAGCGAGGAGCACGUGGCGGUGUAGAUGACAUGAUACUAAAAGCUUUUAAAUACGAACCGUUGCCAAAAAUAACAAUUUCACAUUUUCUGUUAUUUAUGUUCUCUUAAAAUACUAAUUUGCUAGUUGAUGUUAUCACUUCCACUACUAAUAAAUGUUUGGAUUCUAAAAUAAAAGCAUAAAAUUCCCAUUAUUAAUCUGUAUGAGUUUAAAUUGUGAUCUGUUUUUAAUUUAUUUGUUAGAUAGC
This is a messenger RNA of Striga asiatica, 1662 nucleotides long. The record is from the annotation of a GenBank genome assembly. Lineage: Eukaryota; Viridiplantae; Streptophyta; Magnoliopsida; Lamiales; Orobanchaceae.